Molecule: messenger RNA, 2793 nt
Organism: Papilio polytes (common Mormon)
Lineage: Eukaryota; Metazoa; Arthropoda; Insecta; Lepidoptera; Papilionidae
Exons: 9
Coding region: 143-2413 (756 amino acids)
Source: RefSeq, a predicted model, not a curated record
AUUUAAUACGAUGAAAAAAAGCAAUGGCAUAAAUAAUUUAAUGACAGUAAAAUGUCAUAAACUGUCAGAAAUGCACUAAAAUAUUUGUAAGCACGAAGAAUACACGGCAGUGGUUACACAUCCGACAUCAACUGGCCGUAAAAUGGAACAAGAUGAAAAACAGGUGAACGCUGAAGAACUACAGAGUACUGAAUCAAAAAGUGUAACCACUUCCAAUGUGUAUUCAACGGAUUUCACGGAUAACAGUUCGGAUAAAAACAAUUCAUCUGGCAAAGAGACUUACGUCAUAGACUGGGAUGAUAGUGAAGACAGUGAAGCAUCAUGUCGACUGCAUUCAGAACAGAGCAAACACAAUCUGUCCGUAGAAAAUAGUAUAGACGAUCAAAAUGAAGUAAUAAAAAUAAUAGACAAUGAAAUAAUCGAAUCACAUCAAAAGUUCAGUAACAAAGUGUCUAUGACUUCUCAAAUAUGUACAAUCGUGGGGCAAGAAACGUUCACACAGACCAGCAAAACUAUUAUUGAGCUUGCUGAGUCUGAAGGUCUCGUUGUAAAGUCUCAAGAUCUCAACACGCUCCAGACUCAAACGUCCUACAUUUCAGUUACUGAAAGUAAGAGAAUCGAAUACAAGAUACAUAACUCCAAUAUGAUUGAGUAUAAAGACGUUCAGUGCGACAUGAAUAACAGCGAUGACAUUUGGCCCCUUUUAAGCAAUAGUUUUGAAGAUAAUUCAUCUAAAUGUCUCAAACCAGAAUGUAGUAUAGAAAAAGUUGAAUGUGACAUUGAAAUGGAAGAUACAGAAAAUAAAACAGAUAUAAACGAAGAGUUAGACAAUUCUUAUAAAUGCAAUGAAGAUGUCAACAAAUCGAUAUCCACUAGUUCUGAUAUUGAUGACGAUUCACUAAUGGAGUAUGACAGCAACAGAGUAACAGAAAACAGUGUCAUUAGUAAGGACAACGAUGAAUGUAUUUCACCGAAAUCAAUUAGUAAAGAAAUAGAAGAUUUAUACAUCAACGUAUCUAAGCGUUUUGAUGUAUUUUCUGAUAAACAUAAUGUCGAAACACAAUCUAAAGGACCGUGGGCUAGAGUACUCACACCUCUGACGGAAGAAUCCACAGCGAAUAAGGAAAGCAUUAUAGAUAUGACUCCUUGCUUGGAUGUUGUACCUGAAAAUAGGAAAAAACACACUAACGUCGAAUUUAACGCGCAAAGUACGGAUCUCGAUUUAUCAUCGGAAGCGGAUGCAGUUUUGGACACAAAUGAACCCUUUAAAUUACCUCCCAUUGAAAACAAUAAAGCAACUAAUUUAUGCUUCUUGCUAUCAGCUCACCAUGGCAGGAAGAAAAACAUUAAACCUGAUUAUAGUACUAUAAAGUCAGAAUGUAAGUCCAAUAAUUUGGCAGCCGGAGAAAGUUCUCUAGCAAAUGAAAUUAAACGUCUUCCUAACCAAGCGAUACAAUUGCCGCCAAUAAAUUCGGAACCCGGUAUCUAUAGUAUUUAUUACAACAAUGGCUCCUACUCCUCAUGUUCUUUGAGGAUAAACGCGUCCAAACCAGAAACUACGUGUGAUUCCAUCAGUAUCCAGGAUAAGAUAGGAGAACUUAAGAUGAUUGACAGGAAAAUGAGAAUCAGUGGUAGCAUAUCCCCUUUGUCAACGUCUGUACCAGAAUGCGCAAAGUCGAAUGACACGUCUUAUAAAGGCUGCGAGCUCUUGUGUUCUGAACUGAUGCGGAAGUUAAAGUCAUCUUCAUGGUGUGAAGUUGUCGAGACUUUGGAAGAAAUACCCAAAUCGAUGGAGAAAUUCUGGAAUGUUAUUACUGAAUUUCGGAUAGCUGAUUUUAUAAGACAGGUGACGGUACACGUGGACUCACCGCGGUCGCAGGUAGCACGCACCGCCUGCCUUACGCUAGCCUGCAUUCUCAAGAACACAAACUAUACGAGAAAACCGGACUUCUACGAAGCAGUGACGGCGCUACUGGUGAAGACAGGCUGCUUCAGCCGUCCAGUGCGCCGCGCGGCCAACGUUGCACUAGAUGAGAUAGUGUGCGCGGUCGACUUUACGCAGACCGUUACUGCACUAUGUGUUCACGGUGUUGGACACAAGAGUCCUCUGGUGCGUUGCGCGGCGGCGCGGCUGCUGGUAGUGUGUUGCGCUGUGUCUGGUGGCGGGCGAGGUUUGCUGCGAGGCCGGCCCGCAUCCGCUGCAGCAGCUCGCCGCUCUGCCCUCCGAGCACUCGCUGAACUCCUACAGGAUAAAGCUACUGAUGCUAGAAAAUACGCGGAACGUCUUUACUCAAUGCUGCGACCUUUAUCCAACUUUGAGGCGUACUUCCUGACUGAUGUGGACGUGGAGCUGGCUUCUAGACAGAUGAAGAAAUACGACAGGUUACUAACGACUGGCAGCCAAGAUAGAUGAUCAUUCGUUGCUUGUGAAGAGGUUUUAUUCAGUUGUUUAUUUUAAUUGACCUAAUCGUGAAUUUGAUGUAUACACUGUUGCCAUCUUUGUCUCUUUUUGCGACAGUAAAAGGGAUGGCAAUAUUGUCGUACAUGUUCACGAGGUUAUUGAAUACAAGGACCAUGGUGAAGAAAGCAUCCUUUUUGUGCUUUGAGUAGUGCAAUUAUGACAUAUAAUUAGUAGAGUUGUAAAAGCAAAAUUGUAUUUUUAUAUUUCUAAUUUUGAUGCUUAUGUUCUAGCAUUAUGAAUGAUGGUUACAUUUGUUUUAGUGUUUCUGGUCGUUUUGAUUAUACGAUAAAUAUAGACUAUAUAUGACUACAAUAAAAAUUAUAACCCAUUGA